Messenger RNA from Aspergillus pseudotamarii, 363 nucleotides. RefSeq names its product SNAP receptor SNC2. The transcript has 3 exons. Lineage: Eukaryota; Fungi; Ascomycota; Eurotiomycetes; Eurotiales; Aspergillaceae. Gene Ontology annotation, cellular component: plasma membrane; SNARE complex. The coding region runs from base 1 to 363 and encodes 120 amino acids. Gene Ontology annotation, molecular function: syntaxin binding; SNAP receptor activity. Gene Ontology annotation, biological process: vesicle-mediated transport; vesicle fusion. The record is from RefSeq and is a predicted model, not a curated record.
AUGUCUGAACAACCUUACGAUCCCUAUAUUCCUUCUGGCUCUACUGCCAACGCCCCGGCUGGGGCCAGUGCCGCGCAGAAUGGCGAUCCCAGGACAAGGGAAAUCGACAAGAAAAUCCAGGAGACUGUGGAUACGAUGCGGUCAAAUAUUUUCAAGGUUUCCGAGCGUGGUGAACGUCUAGACUCCCUACAAGAUAAGACCGAUAACCUGGCCGUAUCGGCUCAGGGUUUCCGCCGGGGUGCGAACCGUGUGCGGAAGCAAAUGUGGUGGAAAGACAUGAAGAUGCGCGUAUGCUUGGUGAUUUGUGUCAUCCUCUUGCUUGUGGUUAUUAUUGUGCCUGCCGUUGUCACUGCCAAGCAUUAA